This is a messenger RNA of Schistosoma turkestanicum, 1015 nucleotides long. NCBI's taxonomy places the organism in Eukaryota, Metazoa, Platyhelminthes, Trematoda, Strigeidida, Schistosomatidae. The record is from the annotation of a GenBank genome assembly.
GGCUGCAAAACUUUUGUCAGUCGAUCACAAAAGCGCCAUCGAUGCUGUGGAAGCAGCUGUAGCGUAUUUAGAAGACAGUCCUUUAACCAAUGCAGGAAUCGGUAGUAAUUUGAGUAUUAAUGGCUAUGUGGAAUGUGACGCGGGAAUAAUGAGUGGUUCUACUCUUCAGUUUGCUGGUAUAGGAGCUGUUCGUAAUAUGAAAAAUCCUGUAAAAGUUGCAAGGCUGUUGUUGCAGUCACAAAUCGAUCGCCCUCUGGGUGAAUUAGGACGCGUCCCUCCAUCUGUACUUGUUGGUGAUGGUGCUCAUCUGUGGGCUGCAUCAAAAGGCUAUUCUGUUGAUAAUGGUAAUCUUGUCACAAAGCAGUCACAGGUUUCAUGGGAAAAAUACAAAAGUUGGUUAUUUAAUGAGAACAAAAUACAUGCGACUACAAAAGAUUCCCAUUUCGAUCAUCAUGGAGAUAUUCCUGAGGUAAAAAGGUCUCGUGUUCAUAGAUUUGAUACCGUAGGCGCUGUUUGUAUUGAUUUAGAAGGGAAAAUUGCCGCAGCAUCUUCUAGUGGUGGUAUUGCAUUGAAAUAUGAAGGUCGUUUAGGUCAAGCAUGUACAUAUGGUUGUGGUUGUUGGGCAGAAGAACUUGGUCCGUCUUCCAGUAUUGGGGUGGUCACUUCAGGUACUGGUGAACAACUUAUAAGAACUCAACUUGCUCAGCGUUCUGCUGAACGGUUUAAUGAUAACUCCAUCUGCGUUUCUGAUGCAGUACAUUCCUCACUUACUGAUGGAUUUCUAGAUUCAAAAUAUCUUUCCUAUGACAUGGAGAAGUUUGCUGGAGUUGCCGGAGUAUACACUAAUUUCGACCGAAUUGACUUUCCUAAUGUAGAGGUGUUUUUUGGUCACUCAACGCGAUCAAUGAGCGUUGGUCAUUAUUUACCUAGUAUUAUGAAAAAGCCAUCUGUCCACGUAUCACGGAAACUAAUUGAUAGACCUACACACAGAGAAGUUUUCGCAUAUACUGUUUAG